This is a messenger RNA of Parnassius mnemosyne (clouded apollo), 1314 nucleotides long. NCBI's taxonomy places the organism in Eukaryota, Metazoa, Arthropoda, Insecta, Lepidoptera, Papilionidae. The record is from the annotation of a GenBank genome assembly.
AUGUCUUUCCUUCAUAAUCAUUCUUGCGAGUGCGUUAAGUCAGAAUUGGAUUUGUUUGCACUACCGUCUACACAAACUAGCAUUGAAAAUGGAUUGUGGAUUCAUUAUAAACCAAUUUCAUCUCUUGGUGAUGAUGGACCUAUCGAGUUUCAAGUUCCUGGGACCGGCGAUGACUACAUAGAUUUGUCUCAUACAUUACUCCACAUAAAGGCAAAAGUAUUAAAUCAAGAUUCAACUAACUUGGUAUCUACUACAAUAGUAGCACCUGUAAAUAAUUGGCUGCAUUCACUUUUUAGUCAACUUGAUGUUUAUUUAAACCAAAAACUUGUAUCACCACCUAAUAAUACCUAUGCAUAUCGAGCAUACAUGGAAACCCUUUUAAACUAUGCCCCUGCUGCUAAACAAUCUCAUCUUACUUGUAGUCUUUGGUAUGAGGAUACAGCAGGAAAAAUGGAUUCUACAGAUGGUAAAAACAUAGGAUUUGUUAAAAGACAGGAAUUGAUUAGUGAAAGUAAGGAAAUAGAAAUGAUUGGUCAUCUUCACGGUGACAUUUUUAACCAAGAUAAAUUUUUAAUUAAUGGUGUUGAAAUGAGUGUUAAAUUGGUUCGAUCAAGAGAGAGUUUUAAUUUAAUUGUUGGGUCAAACGAUGUAAAGUUUAAAGUUUGCAUUACGGACGCAACUCUUAUUGUGCGACGAGCACGAAUUAAUCCAAGUGUAUUACUCGCACAUCAAAAAGUUUUAGCUUCUACCACUGCUAAAUAUCCUAUUACUCGAGCUGAAGUAAAAGUUUUAACAAUUCCUUCAGGUGUUCAAGGAAAAACUCUUGAUAAUAUAUUUUUAGGACAGGUACCGAAAAGAUGUAUAAUUGGAUUUGUGAACAAUUCUGCAUUUAAUGGUUCCCUUACUAAAAAUCCAUUUAACUUUGAAAACUAUGGUAUUAAUUCUUUCAGCUUAUAUAUUGAUGGUCAACAAAUACCUUCAAAAGCUUUGCAACCAUCUUUUAAUAAUAGCAUAUUUACAUCAGCAUAUCAUACUCUAUUCUCGGGAACUGGUAUUCACUUUCUUAAUGAAGGAAAUGGAAUCUCUUGUGAACAGUAUGGCAAAGGUUACUGUCUAUUAGCAUUUGACUUAACUCCUGAUUUAUCAGCUAACUCAUCAACUCAUUGGAAUCUCAUAAAGCAUGGUAGUGUAAGAAUAGAAGUACGAUUUGAAUCCUCAUUAAUACAAACAAUUAACUGUAUAGUUUAUGCUGAGUUUGAUAAUAUUAUUGAGAUAGAUAAAAACAGAAAUGUUACUGUAGACUAUAGUAGUUAA